Molecule: messenger RNA, 1620 nt
Organism: Rotaria sp. Silwood2
Lineage: Eukaryota; Metazoa; Rotifera; Eurotatoria; Philodinida; Philodinidae
Source: the annotation of a GenBank genome assembly
AUGAAUCGUUUUGGUGAUAUCGAUGUUUCAUUUAAGAGACUUCCACCUGUUUAUGGUUAUCUUAGUGAAAAACUUGUUCCCAUUGAAAAAGCACUAGAAUCUAUCGAGCCUCAAAUAGAUAACCUGCCUUAUUGGACAAAGAUAGCCAAAUGCAGCUGUCAUUUUCCGUCAGAACAUGGACUAACACGUGAUGAAUCAGCUGCUGUUUAUAUCUAUACGAUGGAAUGGGGUGAAACUGCUUUGUAUCGUGUAUUAAAUAAAGCAUUACGAUCUGAAAAUCGGCAACAAUUAAAGAUAUGGUUUCGAUAUUUAAAACUAUUUGAUACAGCAUUGGAUAAGUUACCUACUGUUAAAGAGGUGGUGUGGAGAGGUGUACCACUUGAUAUUGGCAAGAAUUUCACCGAAAAUCAGAUUGUGACGUGGUGGAGCAUUAACUCAUGUUCGUCAUCAGUCAACGUUAUUAAAAAUUUCCUUGGUAACGACAAAAAUUCAACUCUUUUUCUUAUUGAAGCUAUUAAUGGAAAAAAAAUUUCUGGAUACACAGAAUAUGAAAAUGAAAAUGAAAUUAUUUUACGAAUGGCCUCAGAGUUUCGCGUAAAGAGCGAUCCUUUAGAGCAAUCGAAUGGCUCAUAUCUGGUACAUUUAAUUGAGAUUGAUGAUAACGAUGAUCAACCAUUAGCAUCAGCUAUGAAUGAAAUGCAAUUGGCUGUAAAGUCAUCAAAUACAUGUGCUUUGGUGAUUCCUAAUAUUCCUGCCAAUGCCCGAUGGGUACAGAAUGGAGUGACGAUUGCUGGAGGCCAUGAACGAGGUAGUGAUACCAAUCAAUUCGACUGGCCUUAUGGCCUCUUCGUCGAUGAGGAUCAAACAGUGGUCAUAGCUGACUUUGACAAUCAUCGUGUCGUCCAAUGGAAGUUGGGUGAUACGAAUGGAGAAGUAGUAGCUGGUGGCCAUGGCGAAGGAAAUCAAUUGGAUCAAUUAAGAUAUCCAACUGAUCUGUUGAUCGACAAAGAUACGGAUAGCCUCAUUAUCUGUGAUCGAGGAAAUGGACGAGUCGUACGAUGGUCUCGUCGUAGUUGCACAACUCAAGGAGAAAUCCUUAUCGACAACAUCAACUGUUGGGGAUUGGCCAUGGAUGAUCAGAGAUGCCUCUAUAUUUCUGAUGAAAACAAACAUGAAGUCAGACGAUAUCACAUAGGAGACAAAAAUGGAACUGUUGUGGCUGGUGGUCAUGGCAAAGGUGAUGGUCUCAAUCAACUGAACGAGCCCAGAUAUCUCUUUGUCAAUAGACAACAGACUGUCUACGUGUCGGACCGCAACAACCAUCGUGUAAUGAAAUGGGGCAAAGGUGCAAAAAAAGGAGUUGUCGUUGCUGGAGGUCAAGGUCAAGGGAAUGCUCUGACACAACUGGCUUUCCCAAACGGAUUAUUCGUCGAUACGUUUGGCACCAUCUAUGUGACAAGCACGGGAAACGAUCGAGUAAUGCGUUGGCUUAAAGGAGCGAAACAGGGCACUGUCAUUGUGGGUGGAAAUGGUGAAGGCAAAGGAGCAAACCAGUUUCACGGUCCCAGGGGCUUGUCCUGCGAUCGGCAUGGCCGUCUUCUAACAUCAGUAUUAUUAUAA